Molecule: messenger RNA, 4124 nt
Organism: Closterium sp. Naga37s-1
Lineage: Eukaryota; Viridiplantae; Streptophyta; Zygnematophyceae; Desmidiales; Closteriaceae
Source: the annotation of a GenBank genome assembly
UCGCCAUGCCAUGUUCCCGCCUCUUCCCCCUCAACCUCCCCUCCCCUUCCCCAUUACUUCCCCUCCCCAUCCUUCCGCCCACCAGCGGAGCUCCUGGCGCAGAUGCUGCGCGAGGGGCACCUUCCGCGCGUGGCUGUGUGGAGCGCCGUGGUGAGCCGCAUGGGCCGCGACCCCGCGCUCGCUGCCGCCGCCGUGAGGCUCUUCAGAGACUGCUGCGCCGUCGCUGCUGCCAAGGUGCGUUGCUUGCAGAACCAUUCCUCACGCGCACCACACCCUGCCUGCUUUCCUCCCCACAGCUGUCCUCACAUGCGUCCGGAAACAGCAGCCUUCAUUCCUCUAUUUUCCCCCCUAUCUCCCGCUCUAUCCCCACCCUAUGCGCCCCAUAUCCCCUUCCUAUCCCCCCUCUUAUUCCCCCCUCUGUCCCCCUCUCUAUCCCCCCCCUCUAUCACCACCUCAAUCCCCCAAUCUGCCUCCGCUUCUAUCCCCCCUUCUAUCCCCUCCUCUAUCCCCCUUCCCCCCCCCCCCUCCUAUUACCCGCUUCCACCCCAAAGAGCUCUUCACAUGCGUCCGGGCACAGCAACCUUCAACCGUCUGUCCGCCCUACCUCUCCCCUCUAUCCCCCACCCGUGCGCUCCCUUUCCCUCACCGUUCCCUCCCCUUUCCCUCCCCGUUUCCCCUCAGAGCCCCCCCCCUCACAUGCGUCCGGACACACCAGCCUUCAACCCCCUAUCUCCCCCCUAUCGCCUCCCACAUUCGCCCGGACACAGCCUUCAUCCCCCCAUCCCCCCCCUAUCUUCCCUCUAUUCCCCCUUCUAUCUCACCCCCAAGCGCCCCCUAUCCCCCCACUUCCCCCCCAGAGCUCCCCCCACAUGCGCCCGGACACAGCAGCCUUCAACGCGGCGAUCAACGCGGCGGUGACAGCUGGCGACCUCCCAUUGGCGGAGAGGCUGCUGGGGGAGGGCAUGGCGGGGGCGGGCGUGACCCCCGACGCCAUCAGCUUCAACAUUCUGAUCAAGGGGCGCGCGGCGCAGGGCAUGCCUGAACGCGCACAUGAGCUGCUGAGACAUAUGCUGGUGAGUGUGGCGUGGCAUGGCGAGGGUGGGUCGGAAGUGAAUGGAGGGCAUGGUAGGGGCAGGCAUGGCAGGCGCAGGGCGUCCAACCAUUUCCAGCCACAUGCAGCGUCCAGCAACUCGGUGGUGGCGGGGUUCGCAGGGCGUACAGCCAGACGCGGCAUCGUUCAACCCGGUGGUGGCGGGCUAUGUGGCGUGCGGCAUGAUGAGGCGCAGGGCGUGCAGCCAGACGCAGCGUCGUUCAACUCAGUGGUGGCGGGCUAUGUGGCGUGCGGCAUGAUGGGGGAGGCGCAGGCGCUCGUGCAGACCAUGUGGGACCUGGGGGAGGGGCAGGGGGAGGGGGGGAGGGAGGGGCAGGACCAGGGUGAGGCGGAGGCGGAGGGGGAGGGGCAGGGGGAGGAGAAGGGAGCAGAGGGAAAGGAGGGUGGGAAGCAUCGGGUGGGGGUGGGGCCCAACGUGCGUAUGCUCUCCAUCCUCAUCAAGGGGCUCGUCGCCUCUGGGGACCUCGCUGCAGCCUUUGAGUGGUUUGACCGCAUGAAGCAGCGCCCUGACACCGCCCCGAACCACAUCACAUACGCCACGCUCAUGCACGCCCUCCCAAGCCUCUGGAAGGCCGCCGGGCCCAGCAAUGCAUGUGCAGGCAGUGAGAGUCUUAGCGGCGCUGGGAGUCUUAAUGGCACUGGCAGCCUUAAUGGCACUGGAAGCGUUAGUGGCACUGGCAGCCUUAGUGGCACUGGAAGCGUUAGUGGUACUGGGAGUGGGGCAGGCGCAGGCAGGGAGGAGGCGGUAGAGCAGCAGGGGCUGGGUAAUGGCCGUGCUGGUGUGCUGGCUGGUAGCAGCACAAGGGACAGAAUGGUGGUCCGGACAGGCUUUAGCAAUCCGACAACGAGGGAAAACAGCGAGGCCCUAGCAGGUGCAGGCAACCUUGACGAGUUGGCGGUGGUGGCAGCGCGGCAGCUGCUGGAGGAGAUGCGGGCGCGGGGCGUGGCGGGCAACACAGCAGUGUUGAACGUGCUUGUUAAAGCCCACUGCGACCGCGGGCAGAUGGGGGAGGUGGAGGCACUGCUGAGAGAGAUGGGGUGUGGCGGGGGUGCGGGUUCUGGGAAGCGGCGGCCAAUGCAAGGCACGGCUUCCCCUGCUGCACCCAAUACUGGUGAGGCUGCUGGAGGCUUUCCGGCCGCUUCUAAGGCGCCUCAGAAGGCACCCGCUGCUGGCGAGGUUGCUGAUGCUUCUGAGGGUUCGGCCACCCGUGGGGGGGGCGCGUGGGGCGUGCGGCCAAACGCUGCAACGUUUGCGACCAUCAUAGCGGCGUGUGGCAGGGUGAGCACGUGGAAAGGGCGGGGUCAGGCGAAGUGGAGUGCUCGGGGUGAUGCUGUCAGUGGCGCUGAUACUAUUGCAGAGCCUGGUGUGCUACCUCAGGCUGCUGGCCGUUAUGCUGCUGAUGCCCUAGUUAACCCGAGCACCAGUUUUGUGGGCGAGAGCUGGAGCAGCCGCACCAGCGAAACUGGCACGUCCUUUUACGAUCCGGCGGAUGUGAGGUCAGUACAACGCAACGGCAGCAGCAGCUGUAGCAGCAGGGCGGAGACAGAGGGGGGUAGAGCGGAGGCUGAGCGGAGCAGAGGGGGUUCACAGUGGGGCAGGUAUGAGAGCGAGUGGGGUGGGGCAGAGGCAGCAUUGCAAUGGUUUGCUCGCAUGCAGCGGGAAGGCAUAGCGCCAACGGUGCAGGUGUACACGGCUCUCAUCUCUGCCCUCGGCCAGGCCCCUGACGCUGACCCUGCCCGCGCCCUCUCCGUGUUUGAAGAGAUGCUUGUGGAGGCUGGGAGCGGUGGAAUGCGGUUGGGAGGGAGAGGGGGUGGUGGGAGCCGGGGAGGGAGAGGCGGUGCGAUGGUGAGCGGUGGAGAGGUGUUGCGGGUCGAUGCAGUGGCAUGGGGCGCGGUGAUUGACUCACAGGCGAGGGCGGGGCUGGUGGAGCAGGCGUGGAGUGUGUACCAGCGAGCCAAGCGUCUCCUUCAUUCCUCGCUCACCGCCUUGCUUUUGACGACUCUCAUGCCCCCAGCACACGCAUGUCUCUCAUGCUUCUCUCCCUCCCCUGUUGCUGCAUCCCGGCCCCCACUCCUCUUCUUGCUGUUCUUUCCCUUCCAGGCUGCAUCUGCAGCCUCGAUUGCCCCUACCCAAGCCACAUACGGCAGUCUGGUGCGCGCGUUGGCAGCAGCAGAGAGGGCAGGAGAGGCUCUGGUGUUGUGGCGCGACUUGAAGGAGCGACUAGUGGGGGCGGAGGGCAGUGAUUGGGAGGAGGGAAUGGAGGGAAUUGAGGGCGGGGAGGAAAGGUGGGAACUGAUGGGAGAGGCGAGGGAGCGGCGGUGGGAGGAGCGAGGUGAGACGGGAGGGAGCGGGAGUGAGGGAGGGAGUGAAAAGGAGGAGGGAGGGAUGGAGGAGAGUGAGGGUGAGGAGGGGGGACUGGUGGAGGUGGCUGGAGUACGCGGGGAGAGGGAGUGGGUGAGGAGCAGGUGGGAGCAAAGAGUGGACGGAGGGGGAGCGAGAGGGAGAGCGGUGGGUGUGGCAGAAGAAAGAGUGACGUGGAGGGCAGGAGUGGCAGGAGGAGCAGCAAAGGGGGCAGCAGGGGUGUGUGUGGAUGAGGCGGUGAUGGAUGGGCUCAUGCUCAUCUUCAUGCAGGCUGGGUACUUCCAGCGCGCACUGGAGGUGGUGGGGGCGAUGGAGAGGGCAGGGCUGGCGCCCGAGCGACUCAGGUACAGGCGCAUGCUCAUCACCUCCCUCUCCUCUCUCUCCUCCAUUUCUCCCUCAUCCAUUCCUUCCAUCCCCCCUUACAGUGUCGUGGGGGCGAUGGAGGGAGCAGGGUUGGCACCCGAUAGGCUCAAGUACAAGCGCAUGCUCAUCACCUCCCUCUCCUCGCGCCGCCACCGCGCCCUCUCCUCCCUCUCCACCACCACCGCUGCUCCCGAUGAGUUCCUGGGGUCGCGGGGCUUUGAGGCGCUCAAGUUCUGGCUGGGGCUGCCCAACCGUCUCUAUGAGUCUGACUGGAGCUGGCGGGAUUGA